Polypterus senegalus (gray bichir) is the source of this 1299-nucleotide messenger RNA. RefSeq names its product Fc receptor-like protein 5. The record is from RefSeq and is a predicted model, not a curated record. Gene Ontology annotation, molecular function: transmembrane signaling receptor activity. NCBI's taxonomy places the organism in Eukaryota, Metazoa, Chordata, Cladistia, Polypteriformes, Polypteridae. Gene Ontology annotation, biological process: cell surface receptor signaling pathway. The transcript has 6 exons. The coding region runs from base 1 to 1299 and encodes 432 amino acids.
AUGGUGCCAUCAGAAGCCUCAUUCAUUGGUAACUGGGAGUGGUGUACUGUGCGGGGAGCCAAACUUCAACUGAAGUCAAAUGAACCGAUAUAUGAAGGAGACGAGGUCAGCCUGCACUGUCAGCUCGAUGGAAAUCCUGUUGGAUGGACAUAUGAGAUCUACAAAGAGGCAUCAACACACUCAUACCUUCAUAAAGUACAAACAGAGAGCACCUUAACCUUCAGCCCUGUGACUCAAUCACAACGUGGGUAUUACAGGUGUCGAGCUGGGAAAGGAGGAGUUUACUCAACAUACAGUGAAUAUGUGUGGUUAGAAGUAUCAGUGCGGGGAGCCAAACUUCAACUGAAGUCAAAUGAACCGAUAUAUGAAGGAGACGAGGUCAGCCUGCACUGUCAGCUCGAUGGAAAUCCUGUUGGGUGGACAUAUGAGAUCUACAAAGAGGCAUCAACACACUCAUAUCUUCAUAAAGUACAAACAGAGAGCACCUUAACCUUCAGCAAUGUGACUCAAUCACAACGUGGGCAUUACAGGUGUCGAGCUGAAAAAGGAGGAGUUUACUCAACAUACAGUGAAUAUGUGUGGUUAGAAGUAUCAGUUCUCCCAAAUCUCCCUAAUAAGCCCAUCCUGAUAGUCCUGCCCAGUGUCACAGUGUGGGAAGGGGACACUGUGACUCUGAGGUGUCUGUCUAAGAGUGAAGUGACAGGGACACAACUGACAUACAGAUUCAACAGAGAUGAGACACCUGUGGGUCAAGAAACUACACAGAAUAAGUUCAGAGUCCAGUCAGCUCAACUGAAUGAUACUGGAAAAUAUUGGUGUGAGGUGAAGGAACAAAGGAAGGAGACUGAGAAGAAACAAAGUGACAGAGUGCAGUUGACUGUUAAAGCUAUGUGUGUGACUUUGUCAGCAUCUCCUAGCACUUCUGUGAAGGUGAUUGACUCCAUUAACCUGGCCAGCACAUGGGAAGGGAAAAUGAGCUCAACACUCAUCUUUAACUUCCUAAGAAACAACGAGACUGUGAAGAGCAGCAGUGAUUCUGCAGUGUUUAGCAUCAAUCAGACUGAUAAAAACCACACUGGGAGCUACAUGUGUGCUGUAGAAUCUUCAGGAAGAAGACAAACUUACAGCAAUGAGAUUGAGAUUGAAGUGCAAGCUAGGAAAAAACAUCUAACAUGGCAGGUCUCAACUUACAUAUCUCUCUAUUAUAUAAAAAAUUCUUGGGACAAGACAGGACUUUUUCAGAGUGACAGGACGAGACAUUUUCAGAGAGAUCAUUUCAUGUCCGUUUGUGGAUAUUAA